Molecule: messenger RNA, 1080 nt
Organism: Capra hircus (goat)
Lineage: Eukaryota; Metazoa; Chordata; Mammalia; Artiodactyla; Bovidae
Gene: SBK3
Product: SH3 domain binding kinase family member 3
Exons: 4
Coding region: 1-1080 (359 amino acids)
Biological process (GO): protein phosphorylation
Molecular function (GO): protein serine/threonine kinase activity; ATP binding
Source: RefSeq, a predicted model, not a curated record
AUGGAGCUCAGGGACCCCAAGAAGCAGGAAGAUGGGGACCCGGAGGAGGACACAGCCACGGCCCUGCAGAGGCUCGUGGACCUGACGGCCUCCAGGGUGACCCCCGUGCGGAGUCUGCGAGCCCACUACCGCCUCAUCCGGAGGCUCGGCUCGGGCUCCUACGGCCACGUGCUGCUUGCCCGGCCUCGCCAAGGGGGUCAGGCCGUGGCUCUGAAGCUCCUCCCACGGGCCUCGGUCUUCAGAACCACCUUCCUGAGAGAGUUCUGUGUGGGCCGCUGUGUGUCAUCACAUCCAGGCCUGCUCCAGACGCUGGCGGGACCGCUGGAGACCCCACGCCACUUCGCCUUCGCCCAGGAGUACGCGCCCUGUGGGGACCUCAGCGGGAUGCUGCAGGAACGGGGCCUCCCAGAGUUGCUGGUGAAGCGCGUGGUGGCCCAGCUCGCAGGAGCCCUGGACUUCCUCCACGGCCGGGGGUUGGUACACGCAGACGUGAAGCCUGACAACGUGCUGGUCUUCGACCCUGUGUGCAGCCGCGUGGCCCUGGGGGACCUGGGUCUGACCCGGCCCGAGGGCAGCCCCACCCCGGCGCCCCCAGGGCCCCUGCCCUCCGCGCCCCCCGAGCUCUGCGUCUUGCUGCCCCCCGACACCCUGCCCCUGCGGCCCGCCCUGGACUCCUGGGGGCUCGGUGUGCUCCUCUUCUGCGCGGCCACCGCCUGCUUCCCCUGGGACGUGGCGCUGGCCCCUGACCCCGAGUUCGAGGUCUUUGCGGGCUGGAUGACUGCCAGGCCCCAGCCGCCCCAGCCGCCACCCCCCUGGGACCAGUUUGCACCCCCCGCUCUGGCCCUGUUCCAGGGGCUCCUGGAUCUGGAUCCUGAAACCAGGAGUCCCCCGCUGGUCGUCCUGGACUUCCUGGGAGAUGACUGGGGGUUAAAGGGGAACAAAGAGAGAGCUGGGGGCUUGGGGAGCAUGUCCAGCGAGGGUGGGGAGGAGGAGGAGGAGGGCGGAGCAAGCCUAGAAGAAUGGUCAGAGGAGGACGGUGACAGCGGGGGGAGGACGGACACAGAUGCGGGAGAGCCCUGA